Messenger RNA from Gracilinanus agilis (Agile Gracile Mouse Opossum), 1361 nucleotides. RefSeq names its product patatin like phospholipase domain containing 3 (gene PNPLA3). The transcript is spliced from 9 exons. NCBI's taxonomy places the organism in Eukaryota, Metazoa, Chordata, Mammalia, Didelphimorphia, Didelphidae. The coding region runs from base 1 to 1266 and encodes 421 amino acids. Gene Ontology annotation, molecular function: triacylglycerol lipase activity. Gene Ontology annotation, biological process: lipid homeostasis; triglyceride catabolic process. Gene Ontology annotation, cellular component: cytoplasm; lipid droplet; membrane. The record is from RefSeq and is a predicted model, not a curated record.
AUGGCCGAGCAGUUUCGGGGCUGGAGCUUGUCCUUUGCCGGAUGCGGCUUCAUGGGCUUUUACCACGUCGGGGUGACCCGGUGUCUGAGCGAGCACGCCCCGCAACUGCUACGCGACGCCCCCAAAAUACUGGGCGCCUCGGCCGGGGCUCUGCACUGCGCCUUCUUCCUGUGCGGGAUCCCACUGGACCAUCGACUUCAGAUUCUCAUGAAUCUCUGCAAAAGUGCCAGAAAGCGCAACCUAGGCGUGCUACAUCCUUCCUUUCAGAUGAGCCAAUACCUCCGGGAUGGUCUAAACAAGUACCUCCCGGAUAAUGCUCACCAGCUGCUCUCUGGCAAGAUGGUCGUCUCCCUCACCAGAGUGUCUGAUAGGAAGAAUGUGUUGGUAUCCGACUUUGAUUCCAAGGAAGAGGUCGUGGAUGCGUUAGUUUGUUCCAGUUUCAUUCCAUUCUAUGGUGGCUUAAUUCCUCCAUCCUUCAGAGGUGUGCGCUACAUGGAUGGAGGAGCGAGCAGCAACGUUCCUCUCAUCGACGCCAGCACCACCAUCACUGUUUCUCCUUUCUACGGGGAGCACGACAUCUGCCCCAAAGUCGUAUCGACCAACUUCUUCCAUGUGUCUUUCGCCAACCUCAGCUUCCGUCUCUGCUCAGGCAAUGUUUACCUCCUAGCCAGAGCACUUUUCCCACCGGAGCUAAAGGUACUUGGAGAGAUCUGUCUUCGGGGAUAUUUGGAUGCAUUGAGAUUCUUGGAGGAAAAGGGCAUCUAUAACCCACCACCUCCUGGGCCGAAUGUGCCUUCAGAAGGGAGCGAACCAGAGAUCACUUCAUCCUGUGCUGAAAAUGGGAGUCCCCCAGCAGCUCUCCGGAGGCGGAGUGUUCAUGAGAUAAUGCCAGAGAGCAACGAGCUUUUGGACCAUCUGCGACUCAGCAUAAUUCCAUGGGACGAGGACAUUUUGGAAAUCCUCCCACCUGAACUUUCUUUAGCUCUGCAAAAGGCAAUGAAAGAAAAGGAUGGAUACUUGGCCAAGAUACUCAACAGCUUACCUGUUCGGAUAAUGUCUUACAUGAUGCUGCCAUGUACGCUGCCUGUGGAAUCGGCGGUUUCUGUUGUGCUAAGGCUAAUGAGAUGGUUUCCAGACAUGCCCAAUGACCUGGAAUGGCUGCAAUGGGUGGCCUAUAAAAUGUGCUCUCAGGCUAGAAGGUCUCUUUUCACCAUCCAAGAACCAAAGUCCACCUUUGGGAAGAAGCAAUCAGAUUGUCUCUCCUGAAGCAGUCCUCGAGGAGCCUGGCCGGCAAACAAAAACUCUCAGUCCCUUUACUUGUCUUAAAGACUGGCUCUGCCAUAAGCCUUUAUGUUCAGCAA